Messenger RNA from Xyrichtys novacula (pearly razorfish), 5548 nucleotides. Lineage: Eukaryota; Metazoa; Chordata; Actinopteri; Labriformes; Labridae. The record is from the annotation of a GenBank genome assembly.
UCAGUGUAUGACCAGAAAUUAACAUAGAGAAGUGAAAGUACUAUAUUGGUAGAUUGAUUUCAGCCUGUGGUGUUUUUAUUAACCCUGUUAUCAAUGAAAAAAUAACUCCAACCAGAAGAAAACCUUGUCUGAGUCAAGUACAACACUUUCUGACGCAACUCUCAAGAUACCAACAAAUACUGGGAGUACUUGGGCAAAGUCCCCAAAAUCAUACCAAAGUUAUUAUGUAACUGUUGGCUGUAACUUAAAAGAUCGUAAAUUUAUGCCAAAAGUAUCCAAGUAUGGGGUUUUAUAUCUCUAAAGGAAAUAAUACAUCUCUUGAUUGACCCGCAGACAGACUGCCGGAUGUUUUUAGGUGAGGGAGGCAAAAAUAGCUCUGACAUGGUCUGGCUGAGACCAAGCCCCUCUCCGCUUGGCUCUGUCAAUCACAGGCCCCAAACAAGAUGGCAGGCUGCAGGAGCUGGCUCUUCUUUAUCACAGGCAAGUUUGUUCCUUUAAUGCCUUCAUUUUCAUACAGCUGAACAACAAAGGGAAGCAUGUUGUAGUUUGUUUCACAGGGUUUUACACUUUGAUCCCAACUGCAGCGAUAAGGAUUAUGUCUAGCCCAACUUUGACUCCAACUGUGUUGCCACACUUAGAUGUCAAGUUUAAGCUUUUCUUGGCCAGUUUAAUCAUUCAGAUUCAUCUUUUGAUGGUAGUGUUUCAAACGUCUCCACAGUUUGUUCUGUCGGUUUGCUUGGGGCCAACGCAGAGAUCAAAUUGACCAUUCCUGUGGGGAGGUUAUUUACAUACGAGCUGCUGAGAGAGACUUUCCAGAAUGACUUUGAACCUUUGUCGAAACUCUACGGUGAGAGUCCACGUGAAAUACUUAUGUCAUUGUUGUAGCAAAAUCACAGUUUCUAGAUUUCAUUCUGUCGUGUGUCUAUUCCUGUCUGUCGGUGUCAUGUGAUUCUAAAGCCGGACGCUUGUACGAUGACCCCAUGAUUUUUAAGUGCAACAAGCAGAGUUUCCCAGACCUCCCAGAGUGGCUGCGCUUCACCCAAAGGCAUCCCUAUGAUAACGGCUUCCUGUACGGCACGCCAACAACCCCAGGAAAAACCACAGUUGAGGUAUAAGUUAUCAUUUACAGCAUGCACUUUCCACCCAAGCACUUAAAUUCUAUAUAUUCCUUCAUUUUCCCGUCUCUGUAGACGGUGAGGCUCACACAUGAAAGAUCCUCGAGAUAUGUAUCUUUAAAAAACACGCAGCUGUCUGACACAUUGGUGGUAAAUGUCAGGGUUUGUUGUCAAACCCUCAGAGACAAAAGCUUCGGGUUUCUCUCUGGAGCUACUAUUUUGAACCGGUAUUAAAUAUUCAGGGAGACGCAAGUCUUUGAAGAAGAAGAGAGGGAGAGUGUUGAGAUGGCUUUUAAGUCUCAAUCAAACUGAAAGUAGCUUGAAUUUGGAUGUAAAAACAGAGUAAAGCUGAUUCAAAACACCUCAUAUAGGCCUACUAAAAAAUACUGCCUCUCCUUAAAGCUGAGGUUAAUCGUUUUUCAGUUUUGGUACAAAUGCUGAAUUAACUUUUUCCAGUAAAAAGUAGACCAUUGGUCCGAACUCUUACUUUGUUAAGACAAAGAAUUAAGCAAUAAUGACAUAAGGAAAUGUUAUCUUAAAUUUAUACCAGCAACAUGAAUAAAAAUAUCACAGAACUACUAAGGUUAACUUGUGACAGGUUAGUAACAUAACUGGGUAUAAAAAGGACACUCUGUCAGAAGUAAAACGGGAGGAGGGUCACCUACCUCAAAAUCUUUGGGGAUUUCAUAGACAGGACAUUACAUAAUUCACUAAGGGGAAAAUGAAGCCAAUCCACAAGCAGUGAUUUUUUCGCAGCCUUCAGGCUCAACUUGACAUCAAAAACAGGCAUGACUCUGUCGUGGAAAUUGAUGCUUGGGUUUAAAAUUCCCUCCAAAAACCACAGUUGGUGCACACAGUUUGCUGCUGCACCCACAAAUGCAAAGAAGACUCCACUUCUGGCAUAUUCAAGCAAAAUUUGACAUUCCUUUAGGAAGUCAUGGACGCCUUGCCCUCCGCUUCGAUAGGGACCACCUGGCUUGUUAUCAGCAAAUUGUUUUGUGAGCCAGCAUCAGCGAUAGUAUAAGGAUGUAAAAGCGCUCACAGCAUGGGUAGAUCACACAUCUGGAAAGGCAUCAUUAGUGGUGAACUGAACAGAUUUUGGAGCGGCAUGUGCUGCCAAACAAAAAUCCACUCUGAAGGUGACUAGAACAGGUGCUUGACCCAGUUUUUGUCGAAAAAAUAUCACGUUUAAGAAAAAUUUGCUGUGAGUCUAAACCAUUCACGCUAAGCUCAAAAGUUAAUUUUAAACUAAAAGACAAAACUGUGAUUAGAAUUGCUCAGUUCUUCUCUUUAUAAGUACACUGCCUUAUGGGAAAUGUAGGAAACUAACGUAGAAGUGACUAACUCAUAGUAAAAGUACACAUUAGCACAAGAAUAUUUCAGGUUAACUUGAUAUUUAUAUGAUUUCUUUGCAUGUUUUUCCUUACAGGUCUACGCAGUUAACAAACGGAGCUAUGAAACUACCAGACAGAUUUUUGUAAUCAAAGCAGUCGCAGGUAUGUGUGAUUUAAGAGACGUCAGUGAUGGUGUGAGAGUGAAUUAUAAUGUGGGUAACUCAUCAACAUAUCUCUGCUCUUUCACAGAGACGAUGCUCCCCUACCAGGCUGAGUUCUUCAUCAAGCUGAGGGAGAUUGAGAAGGUGCUGCCCUCUACUGUUCAGGGGGAGAUAAAGCAGGAUCUCCAGAAGCUGUGGGACACUGAAGCCUUGGAAAUAGUCAACAUUUCAAACGCUCUGGACCGCGGCGGUAGAGUCCCCCUCCCUCUGGCGGGCCACUUUGAAGGGUAGGCAGAGAGAGAGAUCUGUGCAGCCUGGCUUCAGGUUUGAGUCUGAAUAACUGUGAGGUUUAAAAAAAUAUGAUUGUGUCAGUGUGUAUGUGAAGGUGGGCUCGGAGCAGCAUUUCUCAGACUGUCUCCUCAAGACGCUCACAGUCGAGCAUGAGAGGCAGUGCACGGCGGGAGCCAAAGUCAAAAUCCCCGGAGGAUGUAACUUCUGCAGCAUCCCCAGCAACUGCAUCAGCUGGUGCAAGACCGAGCUGGUGAGGCACAAAUGAAGCAUGAACGAAAAUGCAUGACACAUCCACAGAAGCAGUGCGGUGUUUUCUGAAGAUUUAUUUUUUGAGAUUUAUGUGCACAAGCUGUCAUCUUUAAACAUCAGGCUUAGAGUUGGAUGGACCAGACAAGGGUAGGAGGGGAAAUUUGGGCAUUUAUAUGGUUAUGUAGGAUAGGAUGUAAGUAUUCCCACAAGAUUAUACAAAAUGUAGCUUUCUUUUUGUUUCUUGUGAAGUAGUUUUACAUCCUCAGGGACCUGAAUAUACUGGAAGUCUGCAGUAUAAAAUUCAAGUCUCUCCACACAUUCCUCAUAUGCAAACAUCACUAGUGUUUCCAAAGAAAAAAAAGCAAAAACAGAGAAAAAAAAUGCUCGUAUUUAUCCGUAAGUCAAUCUAUGGAUAUCUGAUUUAAUCUGUGAAUCCACUGAAAGCAGGGUAACACUUCUGUCCCUAGUGGCCGUGUGCCUGACAGAACAAUAACUGUGAUUUUUCUCCCUUCUGCAGUUUGAUCUGACAAAAGAGGAGCCGACUCCACCUGCUCCCACUGUAGGCUCGGGGAUUAUAGAGGUUGAAGUCGACUUCAACCCUCCAGAGUCUCCCCCGAGCAGAGACUACUUCCCAGACUACAUCGUGACAGUGAUCGUGCCCCUGGUGCUUGCCCUCAUCCUGGCCCUGGUGCUGGCCUACAUCAUGUUUUGCAGACGGGAGGGAGUGUAUGAAUCUGUUUUACAUCUAUUGAAUAAUAAUCUGAGCCACAAUGUCAAAUGUCGAUGCCGAGCUACAAAAUGUUUUCCUGUUUAAUGCUUGUGGGAAUUUGGUGUUAAGCAGCUGACUUUGUGAACCGAACCUUUGAGCAAAUUUAGGCUUCAGAUUGAUCCUGAUCAACAGUGGCAGCAAUGUGAAACACUACUCUCUUUCUUCUAUUACAGUGCGAAGAGAGAUGCAAGAACAGAUCAGUAAGUACUUAGAGUUGCUCUCUUCAAGUCUAUUGUUACAUGAAUUGAUUAUUUUUAACACCAUAUUAGUACUUUAAUCAGUGGUGAAAGUAGCUUUAGUUCAGGUUCUGCACCCUACAAAAGCCCGAUUUUAAUGUGAUGUAGUUCUGCACAGUUUCAGCAUUUUCAGGCCUUACAGGGAUAUUCAGGUGUAAAAUUAAUCUAGGGUCAAACACACCAUAACACCAAAUCACUCAAUGUUACAGUGUGUUUGACCCUAAAUUUAUUUUACGCUGGAAUAUCCCUUUAAAAACAAUUACAGAUACGUUAACAGCUGAUAGUCUAGUUUGCUUUUAAAGGUCAUAAAGAGGCAUCAGUAUCAGUUAUGUGUUUCUAAACCAGUGGAAAACUCCACAAAGUGCCUUCCUCUUUCACUUGAAUUUUUUUGUAAACCGAGCAGCUACCUAAGAUUUAGCUGCCCCUCCUCCACAUAACCAUAGUACCUACAUGCAGGAAAUAACACCAGCAGAGGGAGAGGAGCUAAGCACAGACUGAGUGUGAUCUGUGAUCAUUUACACCUCAACAGUCACAUUUCAAUUUCAUUCUCAAUAUCUCAUCUCUACUCUCAAAGUGCAAGAUGAAAAAAUAUCUUCCUUCUCUGAGUUUCCCUUCCAUACACUUUAAAUAAAAUGCAAUGACCUAGAUAUAUAUUACAAAAGUUUACAAAAUUAUCUGUUUUGUCAGGAUCCAGCUGUACCACCACCACACCAUUCAUGGAAACACAGACGAGCUGAGGACCAUGGCAGGGAGCCGUGGCGCAUCUCCACCUCUGUCCACACUGCCUAUGUUUAACUACAGGACCGGGGAGGGAGCACCACCUCUGCAGUCUGACAGUCCCAACAUCCCCCUCAUCAUGGCUCAGCAGUAAGUACAUCACCUGCUCAUUAAUUAAUUCACAGAUCUACUAUCACUCCCAUCAGCUGCAUUCGUCAUCCUGAUUCUAUUAUUAUCAUCAGGGUUAUGUAACUGAGAUCAAUGACUCACUUUUCAGUCAAACUAAUCCUAAAAAUAAACUUCACUUGUUUGUGUUCAUAGUGAUCCUUACAGUGACACUCUGCCCAGGUAAACCCACUCCUUCACAACACUGAAUUUAUUAUUGUCUGUGCUCAGGUGUCUUUUUUUUACUUGACUUUUACUGCUGAUUACGAAACAAGAACUCAUCUUUUUGGUUGUUCUUGCAGGAAAUGAGAACGGUGAUGGAUUAUGUGUCAAUAAUGAAGUCGUGUGCUGUCACAGUAUGUUGUAUAUCUGCAGUGGAAACUCACAUGUGUAUUGUUUUGCUCCCUAAAGUGCCGUUACAAUCAACUGAAAGUGUGUGGCUUGUUAUAUAGUUCUUUGCUGUUUAAUUCUCACUAUAUUUCAUUACCAAUAAAUUAUAUAAAAAGCCAAA